AUGGAAUCCAGCGUUCCUCAGCUCUCAAGUUCAUCUGAACAUGUUUUCGCCGAAGAAAAAUUAGAAAUUCAAUCAGGAAUCAACUCAGUAGCCCAAGAAGUGCAAUUUUCACAGUCUGAACAGGUAAGUUUUUGAGUUUUUUGGGUAAAAAAGUACGAAUUUCUUCAGGUCGCCACCCAAUCUACCUCAAAUAUCCCACAAGUUUCUCCAGCGCAAAUUUCUCAGGGAAAUGUGAGUUUUUCUAGAAAUUUUGAUGAAUUUUCCCUAGAAAAUCAUUAUUUUUCAUGAUUUUCUCACAAAAUAGAUUGUUUUUGUCGGAAAUCCAAUUUUCUCUGAUUGUCUGGCUGAGCCAGUAUAAAAACUAUGUUUUUGUACAGUUUUUCACGCUGAGAGCACAAAAAUAAGCCAAAAUGGCCAUAACUCAUGUUAGAGAAGAUUUUAUCAAAAAUUGAAUACAGGGUGAUGUUCAGGAGGGUUGAUUUGAUCAAUUUUACUAAAUCGACCCUUCUGAACAUCACCCUGGGUUUAUUUUUUGAUAAAAUCUUCUCUAACAUGAGUAAUGGGCUCUGGAAAUCGCGAAUUUUGGCUCAUUUUUGUGCUCUCCACAGAGUCGCGCAGUACAAGCUGAAAAUAGGAUCUUUUCCAGCGUGAAAAACUGUACAGAAAAGCGCUCCACCGAAAUAAACACGCAACGCAGACCGCGUCGCGCCACAACACAAGGGAACGAUUCAAAUUCCCUCCCUUUUUUGUGUGUAUUGUGGCGCGGCGCGGUCUGCGUCGCGUGUUUAUUUCGGUGGAGCGCGUUGGCAAUUCCCACUGCCCGCUUCUCAGAUUUUUUUUAGUUUUCAAAAAAACUUUGAUUUUUGGAAAAUUUGCCUAAUUUUGUCUCUAAAGCUCUAAGAAAGCUGUGACGUCACAAUUUUUCUUCCCCAGAGCAAAAAAAAAUUUUUUUCGACAUUUUUUCAAAGAAUUUUUCGAAAUUUCACGGAAAUAACAGGAUAUUUCUAAUUGGCUUGGGUUUUUCCUAAUUUUUUCCAAAUUUUUCCCCAGAAAUCUUCAAUUUUUCGCUGAAAACAAGCCCAUAAAUUCGGAAUUUUGUUGUGUUUUUUGCACUUUUUUUGACCAAACAACUGCCCUUUUUGUUAUGACGAUUUUCGCGUUUUUUUCCAGCAACUGCCACGUUUUCCACAAAAUCUCAAUGAUCCACGUAUCAAUAUUCAUUUGCCAACAGCGGUGAGAUUUUUUUUUUGAAAAAAAUUGAAAAAAAUUCAUUUUUGUGUGGAAAAAACUAUAUUUUUUCCUAUUUUUUGGCACAAUUUUUCUCAUUUUUGUGUGGAAAAAAUGUCAAAAAUAGGAAAUUGAAUUUUUUUUUGUCAAAAAAAAAUUCUGAAUUGCUCAUUCGGAUUAAAAAUUAAUUUAUUCUUAAAGUCAUUCAUCAGAGAUUAUGUUUAUUUUUGAAACAACUGACGUUUUUCUUCAAAACCUCAAUUUUUUUUCCAGAGACCCCCGUCAGUUUCAAAAGAUCCCUUCCUUCUUUUGGCCGAAGAAAAUGCGAGAAUUAUUAUUGCAAAAGAAGCGGAAAGAAUUCGAUUGAAAGAAAAAAGCUGCCACGUUAGAGCCGUUGGAAAUUAAUACCAAGUUGGAUUAUGAUGUGAGUUUUGUUGAAAUUUUCAAAAAAAAUUGAGAUUUUCACGUGGCAAAUUUUUCAAAAAAAUUGAGAUUUUCAUGAAAUUUUCAGCCUGAUUUCAUCGGAAAAGCUGAAAAUUCACUAUUUUUAACGAUUUUCCAACAAAAUUCUGUAAUUUUCAGUUCAGACAUGUCGUUUUUGCUGAAUUCGGGCCCCUAAAGCCCGCUCAAUUUAUCACGGGCCCGGCUGGCCCGGCCUUAUGAAAAUUUAAAAGCGGCCGGGUUGGCCUCGCCCAAACAAUAUUUUUGAAUGGCCAAUUUCAGAAUUUUUUUUUGAUGUUUUCGAUGUUGGAUUGUAUUUAUAUGAGUGAAAAAUCAAAUUAGAAUGUGAUAUUUUGCUUAUAAAAAUAGAAAUAAGUAACAAAUCGAAAAAUAAAAAGCAAAAAUUUCAAAAUUCAAGUGAAUUCUCUUCCACACACAUAUUAUUUUACUAUUUUUACUCUUUACAAUGUUUGAAAUUCAUUAAAAAUUCCUUUUUGACCACGAAAAACUCAUUUUUUCAAUGAAAAAAAAUCGAAGAAAAAAUAAGCGGGCCCCAAAAUCGGGCCAAUGUAAGCCGCACAUGUUAAAAUCGGGCUUCGGCUGAAUAAAGCCCGAUUUUUUGUGUUUACUUCGGGCUCAGCCCGGCCGGCCCGGCCUGCAGCGACAUGUCUGUUCAGUUAGAAACUGAAUUUGCGGCUCAAAAUUCAUCAGGAGGAAAAAAAAAGAAAAUUUGAAUUUUUCAUAAAAACGUAAAUUUUUCAUAAAAAUAGAGCGCAUUUGCCAUUUUGACUCGAAAUUCAUCAUUUUUGAUGAUUUUUAGCUUGAAAAAUCACAUUUUCAGCCUAAUUUCAUCGGAAAAGCUGAAAAUUCUGUAAUUUUCAGUUCGAAACUGAAUUCGCGGCUCAAAAUUCAUCAGGAAAAAAAAAAUGAAAAUUUGAAUUUUUCAUAAAAACGGGGAUAGUUCAAUAGAGCGCAAUUGCCAUUUUUGGCUCAAAAUUCAUCAUUUUUGAUGAUUUUUAGCUUGAAAAAUCGCGAAUUUUCAUUUCAGAUCUGGUUUUUUUUAAAUGAAAUAAAAAUCUUAAAACUUUGCCACGUCAUAACUCAUAUUACCCCCAAAAUUAUCCCCAAAAUUUCCCAUUUUCAGUCGGAAGAAGAGGAAAUCGAUCUGAAAACGCCAAAAAUUGGCGAAGUUUGUGGAAAAUGUCAUUUGUAUCACCACGAAGAUGAGGAUGAGAUUACUAGAGAAGAAUUAUUUUUGGCUGAAAAUGAGGCGGCGGCUGAAAAAGAGCAACCCAAGCUCCAACUUAUGAGCAAAAAGAAAUCGCAUCGACACAAACAGAUUGGCUACAAAUGGAUACUUUGCGACAUUUGCAACACUUGGUAUCAUUUUUUGUGCACCGGAUUGGAGCAAUUCCAAUUUUAUUUGUACAAGACGUUUCAUUGUCAGAAUUGUGAAGCGGUGGCUGGACCAAGUGUUGGUAAGUUAAACUAACUUAGUUUGAUGGGAAAAUUGCAGAAAAACCACGUUUUUUGGUGUAAAAAACGUGAAAUUUGAGACGGGGGACUAGAAAACCAAAAUUUGGAAAACUAGUCCCCGACUUCAAAUUUUUUGAAUUGAGAAAAAUCCACGUUUUUUGGUAUAAAAAACGUGAAAUUUGAGCUCGGGGACUAGAAAACCAAAAUUUGGAAAACUAGUCCCCGAAUUCAAAUUUUUUGAAUUGAGAAACUGUGAAACCCUGAAUUUUUAUAAAAUUGAGAAGAAUUCACAUUUUUUUUUAUAUAAAAAACAUGAAUUUUGAGCUCGAGGACUAGAAAACCAAAAUUAGGAAAGCUAGUCCCCGAAUUCAAAUUUUUUUUUGUUGUUUUCGAAUUGAGAAACUAUAAUAAAUCCCUGAAUUUUUAUAAAAUUGAGAAAAAUCCACGUUUUUUGGUAUAAAAAUCAUGAAAUUUGAGCUUGGGGACUAGAAAACCAAAAUUAGAAAAACUAGUCCCCGACUUUAAAUUUUUUGAAUUAUUUUCGAAUUGAGAAACUGUGAAUCCCUUAUUUUCUAUAAAAUUGAGAAAAAUCCACAUUUUUUGGUAUAAAAACGUGAAAUUUGAGCUCGGGGACUAGAAAACCAAAAUUGGAAAACUAGUCCCCGACUUCAAAUUUUUUCAAAAAUUUUUAUUUUGUCUAGAAUAUCCAAAAAUCGCUCGACAUCGUUAUCAAUGGCACAAAAGAGCAAAAUCCACAAAAAUCGAAGUUGGAUCGGAAUUAUGGAUUGAAAGAUUCAUACAAAGAAGAAUCUCAACUUCCAGCACCAAAUGAAAAUGAAGUUGAAAUUGUUGAAAAUGGUUACGAAUUCCAUAAAAAAAUUCAAGAAAAUGGAGGAAUUUCGAAAUGGAAUAAGGUGUUUUUGAUUGAAAAUAUGGAUGGAUUAGAGAUGAAAAUGCCUGAGAAAGAAAGUUUUGAUAUUGAAAAUGUUGUCGAAUUAAUGGGAGAUGAUUAUGAAGUUGAUACAAUUGAUGUUUAUAAUCAGAAUACGUAUUCGAUGAAAUUGAAAACGUUUUUGGCACUGUUUCGAGAUCCGAAACCCAGAAAGAGACUUUAUAAUUUUUUGUCGCUGGAGUUUUCGGAGAAUGAGAAGUGAGUUUUUGAUUUUGGGCUGGAAUUCUGGGGCCUAAAAUUCUCCUGAAUUUAAAUAUAGGAACUUUUAAGAACGUUAAUGAUAGUUUCAAAGUUCUCUAAGAAUCAAAAGUGACUUAGGGUCCUUAAGAAGCGUUUGGAAAAGUUCCAAAAAUCUUUGGAUUCAAAAAAUCCCUAAAGACCUUAGGGCCUUUUUUAACGUUCAUAGAAAAGCCCCUAAAGUCCUUGAGCUCCAAGAAAAUAUUUUGAAUUUGAAUUUUUCCACGUGGAUUUUUGGAGCUCUAGAAUCUUCUGAAAUUAAAUUUUUUUGAGCUCCGAAAAUCCACGUGGAAAAAUUUGAGUUCAGAAGCCAGAAAAUUUUUUGAAUUUAAAUUUUUUGGUGGCUCAAAAUCCACGUGGAUUAAAUUCUGCCACGUGGAUUUUCGGAGCUCAAAAAUAUCUUUUGAAAUAAAUUUUUUGGAGCUCAAAAUCCACGUGGCAAAAUUUAAAUUCAGAACUCGAAUUUUUGGGGCUCAGAAUUCACGUGGAUUGAAUUUUGCCACGUGGAUUUUCGGAGUUCUAGAAUUAUCUGCGAUUUAAAGUUUGCCACGUGGAUUCUGAGCCGCCAGAAAAUUUUUUGAAUUAAAAUUUUUUGAGCUCAAAAUCCACGUGGCAAAAUUUGAAUUCGUAAUAUUUUUGGGGGCUCAAAAUCCAUGUGGAUUAAAUUUUGCCACGUGGAUUUUGAUCCGCCCAGAAAAUCUUCUGAAAUUCACCUAAAAACUUGAAGCCACAUGGAUUUUCAGACAAAAUUGAAUUUAAAAUCUGAAAAAAAUUAUAGUUUACUUAAAUUUCACCCCAAAAAACAUUACAGAAUGCGACAAAUCAUAAAACCCCCCUGGUUUGUGCGCGAUAAUUCAAUGAUCGAUCAACUCUGGCCCGAAACCGAAUCCAAAGAUUGGCUACGAUUAAUUCAACUCGAAGAAAAUCUCGCAGAAGAGCAGCGACCGAAAGUUGAGGAGUUUUGCCUUUCCGGAAUGGCCAACUCCUACACCGAUUUUCACAUUGAUUUUGGUGGAAGCAGUGUUUAUUAUCAUAUUUUCAAAGGCAAAAAGGUUUUCUACAUUGCGCCGCCAAAUGAAAGAAAUUUGAAAGCUUUUGAGAAACAUGAGACAUCUAAGAAGACACACGAAUGGUUUGGCCAUAAAAUUGCGGGAAGUGUGAAACGAGUUGUGAUUGAGGAGGGGCAGACUUUGCUGAUACCUGCCGGAUGGAUACAUGCGGUUUGGACCCCGCAAGAUUCCCUGGUUUUUGGUGGAAAUUUUCUGCACUUGGGAAACGCUGAAAUGCAAAUGAGGAUCUAUCAAUUGGAAAUGGCGGUGAGGAAUAUUGUGAAAACGGAAGACAAAUUCUAUUUCCCGAAUUUCGAAUUUGUACAUUGGAUGUAUGUUCGAAAUGUGAUCUUAGAACGGCUCAAAGAAUCGAAUGAUGAGGGAAUUUCCAUGAUGGAUUCGGAUUUUUGUAUGUGGAAGGCGGCCAAAUGUUUUGCGAGUGAGAUGAGGAUUUGGCUAGCGAAAGGAGAUCCCAGAGAAGAUCUAGAGCAGAAAUCGAAGGUUCUGAAUAGUUUGGAUGUUCAGCUGAGAAAGCAGGAGAAGAUUCAGAAGGAGGGGAAGAAGAUGAAACGGGAGAAAUCUGGAGGGGGAGCAUCGCCGGAGGAUUAUAGACCGUAUAAGAAGCGGAGCAGGGUUGAGGUGGCCCCUGUGAAAAAUGAGAUUGUGUCAAAAAUCAAUGGCGUUCCGGUGGAGCAGUUUUUGGUGAAAAAAGAAGAGGAGGAAUCCACCCAGCCACCACCGAUCAAGAUAAAAAUUCAAUUGGAAUCGAAUUUGGAUCAAAUGGCCACUGCAAAGAUGUUUAACAAUGGGAGAACGUCGUCGGGAAGAAAAGUGAAAUUGAAUCAGCAGAUUGUGGAUUAUUGUGGGAAGAGGAUUGAGGAUGGAAAGAGUUUGGGUGGGUGUUGGACUCUAGGGGCCGAUCCUAGGCCAGAAUUGGGAUUUGUAGGCGCGGCUGCUUGAAAUCUGGGUGAUGUAGGCGCGGUUGCUUGAAAACCGGGUUCAAUAGGCGCGGUUGCUUAAAAACCGGGUUCUGUAGAGUCGGGUACUUGAAAACCGAAAUUUAUAAGCGCGGCUGCUUGAAACUCAGGUUCUGUAGGAGCUGAGCCUUAACAAUUUAAAUGUAUAGGCGCGGAUGCUUGUCAGAAUAGAUUCACUAGGCGCUGCUGCUUAGCAGAUUGCAUUUCUAGAUGUGGUUCCGAGAGAAGUAGGAUUUUUAGGCUCGGUUACUUGAACUCUAGGGUUUCUAGGCGUGGCUGCUUGAAAACCAGGUUGUGUAGGAGCUGAGCCUUGACAGUUUAAUUUUCUAGUCGCGGCUACUUGAGGACUAGGCUCGCAAGGCGGCAGUCCUUGCCAGAGUGGACCUCUAGGCGCGAGCCCUUGAAAAUUGGGUUCUCUAGGCGCGGCUAGGUGAUAACUAGGCUCUCUAGGCGCGGCUGCUUGAAACUCAGGUUUUGUAGGCGCGGCUACUUGAAGACUAGGUUCUAUAGGCGCGUCUGCUUGAAACCCAGGUUCUCUAGGCGCCAGUUGCUUGAAAACUAGGAGCUCUAGGCGCGAGCCCUAGAAAAUCGGGUUUUCUAGGGGCUGAGCCAUGAAAAUUGGAAUUUCUAGGCGCGGCUGCUUGAAAACCGGGUUGUGUAGGCACGGUUGCUUGAAGACUAGGUUCUGUAGACGCGGCUGCUUGAAACUCAGGUUCUGUAGGCUCGGCUGCUUGAAAAUCGGGUUGUGUAGGCGCGACUGCUUGAAACCCAAAUUCUGUAGGCGCAGCUGCUUGAGGACUAGGCUCUCAAGACGCGAGACCUAUAAAUUCAGGUUUUCUAAGCGCUGCUGCUUGAAAUCCGGGUUCUGUAGGAGCUGAGUCUUGAGAAUUGUGAAUUUGUAGGCGCGGCUGCUUGAAGACUAGGCUCUCUAGGCGUGACUGCUUGGCAGAGUGCAUUUCUAGACACGAGCCCUAGAAAAUUAGGUUUUCUAGGGGCUGCUGGUUGAGAACUAGGCUCUCUAGACGCGAGCCCUACAAAAUUGGAUUCUCUAGGCGCACCAUCUUGAAAAUUAGGUUCUCAAGGCGCAGCUGCUUGCCAGAAAGCAUCUCUAGUCGCGAGCUCUAGAAAUUUAGGUUGUCUAGGAUCGGCUGCUUGAGAACUAUAAUUUCCAGGCGCGGUUGCUUGAAACUCAGGUUCUGUAGGAGCUGAUCCUUGAGAAUUAGACUAUCUAGGCGUGGCUCCUUGCCAGAGUGGAUUCUCUAGGCGCGAACCCUACAAAACAAGGCUCUCCAGGAGCUGAUCCUUGACCAAAGAUCUAUUUCCAGACGAUGAAACAAUUCCAGUCCUCAAAUCAUAUGCGGAACUAGAUGAAGAUCUCGAAAAAUGCGAAAAAGCAUCUUCUGUAGCCAAACCAAAAAUUGUGAAACCAAAGAGUGAGCUUUUUUCCCAAAAUUUUGUUUUUUUUUCCAAAAAAUCUUGUUUUUUUAGAAGAAAAAGCGGCGAAACCAAUCAAAGAACCGCGAAAAUCAGCAACACAAACAACAAAACAAAGAUUGGCUAAAAAAUUGAAAAUGUGA
Caenorhabditis angaria is the source of this 7936-nucleotide messenger RNA. The record is from the annotation of a GenBank genome assembly. NCBI's taxonomy places the organism in Eukaryota, Metazoa, Nematoda, Chromadorea, Rhabditida, Rhabditidae.